AUGGAGCGGGCCGGGUCUGGGGCCAAGUCCCUGUUCCCUCAAGGGCCCAGCUUCACCCUCGAAGACUUCUCGAACCAGGACUUUGUGGUCCGCGAAUUCGUUGAUACCCUCGCCGAGAACGCCGUACCUGCGAACCGUCGAUCGGGUCCCUCGCAACCCGCCUUUGAUUCCAAACCCCUUAUUCGCACCUUUGAGAAUGCGCUUUCGCAGCUUGGAUCGCUGUCCGAAGAACUCCAAGAGAAGGAAUCGGAACUCCAGUCCAAUGUACGAAGGGCCGAAGCCCAGCAUGACCAAACCCUCGAUACCCUCGGCCGAAAGCUCGACCAGUCCAUGGCUUCCUUUGAGGCCCUCGAUCUGUCAUUAAAUCAAUCCGCGACGAAUGGCGAUAGAAACGCGAGACAAGAAGCAGGCGGUAAUAUUGCUGUGCAGAUUGGUGAGAAGCUCGAAGAGCUGGACAGAAAACGGAGGCGAGCCCAGGACGCCAACUUCCUCAUCCAGUGCUGGAUCGAGGUCAGCGAAACGGGCCAGCUGACGUCGCUGGAGGAAGUUCAGAGGCAGGGAGGCGCAGAGAACAAGGUCCGGUGUGCGAUCAUCUCUCGCCAGCUCAUGCGCAUCAGUCAGCGACUAGACCCGUCUUCAUGGGGUCAGGCGAAUGGGACGAAUGGGUUCCGAGGAAACGGCGUGACGAACGGUGUGACGGGAACGAAUCGCGUACACAACACGAGGGAACUCCUCGAGAAGUUCUCCGAGUCCUUGGAGCAGGAGCUUCUCAAGCAGUUCAACAGCAGCUAUCGACGUCAAAACUUUGACGACAUGAUGGAGUGCUCCAAGGUGCUAUACGACUUCAACGGCGGCUCCAGCGUCAUUGCCACUUUUGUCAACCAGCACCAGUUCUUCAUCGACAGGGACCAAUUGAUUUCCGAUGAAGUCAUGUUGGACGGAGAUACGUGGGAACAGAUUGCAGACCCGGAUUCCGAUCCACCUGGGGUUGAAGCCAGCCUGCAAUCUCUUGUUGAUGAGGUCAAGCUCGUCAUGCAGGAGGAAUCCUUCAUUAUCAAGCGCGCAUUCCCGUUUUACGAGACCGUUUUGAUCAAAUUCAUCCAACGAGUGUUUCAACAAUCCGUUCAGCAACGGCUCGAGAUGGUGCUUGACAAGGCCAACGAGAUCUCUUCUUUGGCGUUCCUCAGAUCGCUGCACUCGUCGAGGACAUAUAUCAGUUCCUUGAUCGAAGACCUCAAAUCCCACGGCCUUACCGAGCACCCGGAGCCAGCUUCCCCCCAAAUCUCUCAGACAUUGGACCAGCAGAUGGAAGAGCUCUUUGUCCCCUAUCUUGUUGGGAACUCGUACAUUGACCGAGAGAAGAAGAGUCUCGAGGAGACGUACAACUCGUUACUCUUCAAAUUCACAACAUACCACUCCAAGAGAAAGAAGGCGCCGACUGGCUUCAUGGCCUCACUCGCACAACAGAGUUCACAAAUGCUGUCAUCGGCCAAGGAUGCGUACCUCGAGCGUCUCGGCUCGUCCGAGUUGACAGCCACCCAGAAGGCAAUGAUGCUUCGUGUUGCAGGGAUACAAGAUACCAACGAAAACAAGAACGACGUCGAGGUGUCAGAAGAGGACGGUAUCUUGAGCAUCGCAAACGCCAAGAGAAUGAUGAAGUGGCUUGCGGAAUCCGUCCGCAGAACCCUGGAACUCGGCUCCCCCGCCGACACACCAAAGGACGUCAAUGUUCUCCUCAACCUUUUACUCACAACAAUGGGCCGCGUAUACGUCGAGACGGCCCUGGACGCCGCCCUCGACCAGGCGACUUCGCAAGAGAAUAUCAAGUCGGAGCCCGACCUGAGUUACCUCCCUUCGAUCCGUCCCGCCGUGACCAUCACCAGCAUCAUGGAACGCUUCAUCACCACCGUGCUCAUCAAGCUGGCCGAAUCCAACACUACGGUCCGCCGCAGCAUGUCCACGCAGACGAAGUCUGCUAUUGACAGCAUCGAGCGCAAGACCAACGCCGUCAUGCGCAGCUCCAUCGACGUCGUCACCAACUGGGUCACGCGCUCUCUCGCAAGCCAAAAGAAGUUUGACUUCCGUCCCCGCGACGCCGACCUCGAUUCCCUGCAGACGCCCACGUGCCUGCAAAUGAGCCAGUUCCUCUCGCGCGUCUCCAAGCACGCCGCCCAGGCCGUCGACGGCCAGAACCUGGAGGUCUGGAGCUCCGAGGUCGCGCUCGCCGUCCUGGCCCUGCUGUUUGACCACUUCAAAAAGUUCCAGAUCAAUGCCACGGGCGGCCUCAUGGUCGCGCAGGAUCUGUCAAAGUACUCGUCCACUCUCAAGGAGUGGUCGCUCGCGGCGGACGUCGAGACCUCGGCCGAGCUCCUCACCGACAUUGGGUCCCUCUUCAUCGUCGGCCCCGAGGCGCUGAGGGAGAAGUCUCGCACGCUUGCGGCGGGUCCCUCUGGCCAGGGCAAGAAGCUGACCAAGGCCGACUUCAAGGCCUUUGUGCAGCGGCGCGAUGAUGCUAAUAGUGUUGGUAUUCAGAGCGUGCUGGCUGGGCUUUGA
This is a messenger RNA of Colletotrichum orchidophilum, 2553 nucleotides long. Its product is annotated as exocyst complex component Sec10. NCBI's taxonomy places the organism in Eukaryota, Fungi, Ascomycota, Sordariomycetes, Glomerellales, Glomerellaceae. Gene Ontology annotation, biological process: Golgi to plasma membrane transport; exocytosis. The transcript is spliced from 2 exons. The record is from RefSeq and is a predicted model, not a curated record. The coding region runs from base 1 to 2553 and encodes 850 amino acids. Gene Ontology annotation, cellular component: exocyst; cytoplasm.